Oncorhynchus kisutch (coho salmon) is the source of this 11456-nucleotide messenger RNA. It is a transcript of the gene scn8aa, whose product is annotated as sodium channel, voltage gated, type VIII, alpha subunit a. Gene Ontology annotation, cellular component: plasma membrane; voltage-gated sodium channel complex. Gene Ontology annotation, biological process: sodium ion transmembrane transport; neuronal action potential; membrane depolarization during action potential. The coding region runs from base 316 to 6240 and encodes 1974 amino acids. NCBI's taxonomy places the organism in Eukaryota, Metazoa, Chordata, Actinopteri, Salmoniformes, Salmonidae. The record is from RefSeq and is a predicted model, not a curated record. Gene Ontology annotation, molecular function: voltage-gated sodium channel activity. The transcript has 28 exons.
UAACAAUUCACCUGUUUAUCAUAGGCCUAUUUUUAAGCGAAGAUGAAUGGUGGUGGUCACUGAUUUCUUCAGUGAAAGGCACUUGGCGACACUCCCUUACAUUUCUGCUGAGAGUCAUCAAUUAUGCAGCCAGGGUAGCUGCAAGUACUGAGAGGGAAGAUAGCAGCAACAAUAUGGCGACAACCGCAGUUUCUCCCGAAUCUUUUCGACAUCUGCACUCCAACAACGCCUUUCUGGGUUCCUUGUAACGCUUAUAAAAGCUGGUUACAGUGGAUGGUACAAUACUUGACGACCAAGUAGCUGCAGGAUGAAAACAUGGCUGCACCCCUUAUGGCACCACCAGGACCUGACAGCUUCAAGUAUUUUACCGCGGAAUCAUUGGCUAACAUCGAGCUCCGGAUCAACGAGGAGAAGAACAAACCGCCGCCCAAGCAGGACAGCAGUCACCGUGACGACGACGAUGACAACAAACCCAAGCCCAACAGUGACCUGGAGGCUGGGCGGAAUCUGCCCUUCAUCUAUGGCGACAUCCCUAGUGGAAUGGUGGCGACACCACUGGAGGAUUUGGACCCCUUUUACCAGGCUCAGAAAACAUUCAUAGUGCUAAACAGAGGGAAGACAAUCUUCCGCUUUAGUGCCAACCCUGCCUUGUACAUCAUAAGUCCUUUUAAUCUUUUCAGGCGAAUAGCUAUAAAAAUUUUGAUACAUUCUCUUUUCAGCAUGAUCAUUAUGUGUACUAUUUUGACCAACUGUAUAUUCAUGACUUUUAGUGAUCCUCCUGAGUGGUCCAAACAAGUAGAGUACACGUUCACAGGGAUUUAUACGUUUGAAUCUCUUGUAAAAAUUGUCGCUCGAGGAUUCUGUAUAGAUGGGUUUACAUUCCUAAGGGAUCCAUGGAACUGGCUGGAUUUCAUGGUCAUUUCUAUGGCGUAUAUAACAGAGUUUGUAAACCUAGGCAAUGUCUCAGCUCUGCGCACGUUCAGAGUGUUGAGGGCAUUGAAAACUAUUUCUGUAAUUCCAGGCCUGAAGACCAUUGUCGGUGCUCUAAUCCAAUCUGUGAAGAAAUUGUCAGACGUUAUGAUCCUCACGGUCUUCUGUCUCAGUGUCUUCGCUCUGAUUGGACUACAGCUCUUCAUGGGCAACCUACGGCAAAAAUGCGUGAUUUGGCCAAUCAACUCCACCGAGAACUACUUGGCCAACGGCAGCAAAGGCUUCGACUGGAAUGAAUACAUCAAUAACGACACCAAUUUCUACUUCCUGCCUGGACAAUUGGAUGCCCUUUUAUGUGGCAACAGUUCAGAUUCUGGCCGCUGCCCCGAGGGCUACACAUGCAUGAAAGCUGGGAGGAAUCCAAACUACGGUUACACCAGCUUCGAUAGCUUUGGAUGGGCUUUCCUGGCUCUCUUCAGACUCAUGACACAGGACUUCUGGGAGAACCUCUACAUGCUGACCCUGCGGGCAGCAGGGAAGACCUACAUGAUCUUCUUUGUGUUGGUGAUCUUCGUGGGGUCCUUCUACCUGGUCAAUCUGAUCCUGGCUGUGGUGGCCAUGGCCUAUGAGGAGCAGAACCAGGCCACCAUGGAGGAGGCCGAGCAAAAAGAGGCUGAGUUCAAAGCCAUGCUGGAGCAGAUCAAGAACCAGCAAGAGGCUGCACAGGAGGCCACACAGGCCAACGCCAUGGCGACGUCGGCAGGCACGGUGUCGGAGGACGUAGCGGAGGACGACGGUGGGGGGAACCUGUCCUGUAGCUCGUCAGAGAUGUCCAAGCUCAGUUCCAAGAGCGCCAAGGAGCGGCGCAACCGCAAGAAGAAGUGGCGCCAGAAAGAGCAGUCACAGAGGGAGGAGAAAGGGGACUGCGAGAAGUUCGUCAAAUCCGAGUCAGACGACGGCAGCAAGAGGAGCCGCUUCCGUUUCCCUGACAACCGGUUGGGUCGAAAGUCUUCCAUCAUGAACCAGUCCCUCCUCAGUAUCCCAGGCUCGCCGUUCCUGUCGAGGCACAACAGCAAGAGCAGCAUCUUCAGCUUCAAGGGCCGCGGCAAGGACGUGGGCUCCGAGAACGAGUUCGCCGAUGACGAGCAUAGCACUGUGGAGGAGUGCGAGGAGAGGCGGGACUCCCUGUUCAGCCCGUACCGACGGAGCAGCUACACGGGCUACCACCAUGGCGGCGGGAAGAGGAACUCAACGGUGGACUGCAACGGCGUGGUGUCGCUGAUCAGUCCGGGGACCGGCGGACGCCUUCUGCCUGAGGUGAAAAUAGAUAAGGCAUCUGCUGACGACAGUCCCACUACUGAGGUUGAGGUGAAGAAGAAGCUGUCUGGUUCCCUGAUGGUGUCUGUGGACCAGCUCAAUACCUCCUUCGGAAGGAAAGAGCGGGCCAACAGUGUCAUGAGCGUCAUCACCAACACACUAGUGGAGGAACUGGAGGAGUCUCAGCGUAGUUGUCCACCUUGCUGGUAUAAGUUCUCCAACAUCUUCCUCAUCUGGGAGUGUUGUCCCAUCUGGCUGAAGAUCAAGGAGAUUGUCAACCUGAUCGUCAUGGACCCUUUCGUGGACCUGGCCAUCACCAUCUGUAUCGUCCUCAACACCCUCUUCAUGGCCAUGGAGCACUACCCCAUGACCCCGCACUUUGAGGAGGUGCUGUCUGUGGGAAAUCUGGUGUUCACAGGGAUCUUUGCUGUGGAGAUGUUUGCCAAGCUGGUUGCCAUGGAUCCUUACUACUACUUCCAGGAAGGGUGGAACUGCUUUGAUGGCUUCAUUGUGACCCUAUCGUUAGUGGAGCUGGCAUUGGCUGACGUGGAGGGGCUGUCCGUGCUCAGAUCAUUCCGAUUGCUAAGAGUGUUUAAACUGGCCAAGUCAUGGCCCACACUCAACAUGCUGAUCAAGAUCAUCGGUAACUCUGUUGGCGCCCUGGGAAACCUGACCCUCGUCUUAGCGCUCAUCGUCUUCAUCUUUGCCGUGGUCGGCAUGCAGCUGUUCGGCAAGAACUACAAAGACUGUGUGUGUAAGAUCGCCCUGGACUGUAAGCUGCCCCGCUGGCACAUGCACGACUUCUUCCACUCGUUCCUGAUGGUGUUCCGGGUGCUGUGCGGGGAGUGGAUCGAGACCAUGUGGGACUGUAUGGAGGUGGCCGGACAGGGCAUGUGUCUCAUCGUCUUCAUGAUGGUCAUGGUCAUCGGGAACUUGGUGGUGUUGAACCUUUUCCUUGCCUUGCUGCUGUCCUCGUUCAGCGCAGACAACUUAGCCGCAACAGAUGACGACGGAGAGAUGAACAACCUUCAGAUCUCCGUCAUCCGCAUCAAGAAGGGCAUCGCCUGGUUCAAGAUCAAGCUGGCAGAGUUGGUGCUCAGCUUGACCAAGAAGCCGCCGGUGGAGGAUGAACAGAAACCUUUAGACGACAUGUACAACAAGAAACUGAACUGUAUCGCCAACCACAGUGGUGUGGAUAUCAACCGCGACCUGGACUAUACCAAGAAUGGUAACGGCACCACUAGUGGUAUAGGGAGCAGCGUCGGGAAGUACAUGAUCGACGAGGACCACAUGUCCUUCAUCCACAACCCGAACCUGACCGUGUGCGUUCCCAUCGCGGUCGGAGAGUCCGACUUCGAGAACCUCAACACCGAGGACUUCAGUAGCGAGUCGGAGAACGAGAACAGCAAAGAGGGGCUGGAUGACACCAGCUCAUCGGAGGGCAGCACCAUAGACAUCAAGCCUGAUGUGGAGGUGGAGGCGGUGGUGGUGGAGGCUGUGGAAGAGUACCUAGACCCAGAAAACUGUUGGACACCUGAGUGUAUUAUCAAGUAUCCAUGCUGCGACGUGCCCAUCACUCACGGGUGGGGAAAAUAUUGGUGGUUCCUGAGAAAGACAUGCUAUCUAAUUGUGGAGCAUAACUGGUUCGAAACCGUCAUUAUCUUUAUGAUCCUACUCAGUAGUGGGGCCCUGGCUUUUGAGGAUGUGUACAUCCAGCAGAGGAAGACCAUCAGGACCAUCUUGGAAUACGCCGACAGUGUGUUCACAUACAUCUUUAUCCUAGAGAUGUUGCUCAAGUGGGUCGCCUACGGAUUCCACAAGUACUUCACCAACGCCUGGUGCUGGCUCGACUUCUUUAUUGUCGAUGUGUCUAUAAUCAGUCUGGUAGCUAAUGCACUGGGCUACUCGGAUCUAGGUCCUAUUAAAUCACUAAGGACACUAAGGGCCUUGAGACCCCUCAGAGCCUUGUCACGUUUUGAAGGGAUGAGGGUGGUAGUCAACGCCCUGGUGGGAGCCAUCCCCUCCAUUAUGAAUGUGUUGCUGGUUUGCCUCAUCUUUUGGCUGAUUUUCAGUAUCAUGGGAGUCAACUUGUUUGCGGGCAAGUACUACUACUGUUUCAACCAGACCUCAGAGGAUAACUUUCUUGCCACCGAGGUCAACAACAAGACACAGUGCCUGGCCCUUAUUAAUCAGAACUUCACUGAGGUCAGGUGGAAGAAUGUCAAGAUCAACUUUGACAAUGUUGGUGCUGGAUACCUGGCUCUGCUUCAAGUGGCAACAUUCAAAGGCUGGAUGGAUAUCAUGUACGCAGCCAUAGACUCCAGAAGAGUGGAGGACCAGCCCAUCUAUGAAGACAACCUCUACAUGUACAUCUACUUUGUCAUCUUCAUCAUCUUCGGAUCCUUCUUCACCCUCAACCUCUUCAUUGGUGUCAUCAUUGACAACUUCAACCAACAGAAAAAAAAGUUUGGAGGUCAGGACAUCUUCAUGACAGAGGAACAGAAGAAGUACUACAAUGCCAUGAAGAAACUGGGUUCAAAGAAGCCCCAGAAACCCAUUCCCAGACCACAGAACUAUAUCCAAGGGUUGGUGUUUGACUUUGUGACCCAGCAAGUCUUCGACAUCUCCAUUAUGAUGUUGAUCUGCCUCAACAUGGUCACCAUGAUGGUGGAGACAGACGACCAGUCGGACGAGACAGAGAACAUCCUCUAUUGGGUCAACUUCAUUUUCAUCGUGGCUUUCACCAUCGAGUUCGUCCUGAAACUCUUCGCCCUGCGCCACUACUACUUCACCAAUGGCUGGAACGUGUUCGACACAGUCGUGGUCAUCCUGUCCAUCGCGGGCAUGUUCCUGGCUGACAUCAUUGAGAAGUACUUCGUUUCGCCAACCCUUUUCAGGGUUAUCCGAUUGGCUCGAAUCGGCCGCAUCCUGCGUCUGAUCAAAGGAGCCAAGGGCAUACGGACUUUACUCUUCGCCUUGAUGAUGUCACUUCCAGCCCUGUUCAACAUUGGCCUCCUGCUCUUCCUGGUCAUGUUCAUCUUCAGCAUCUUCGGAAUGUCCAACUUUGGCUACGUCAAACACGGGGCCGGGAUAGACGAUAUGUAUAACUUUGAGACCUUCGGGAACAGCAUGAUCUGCUUAUUCAUGAUCACUACUUCUGCAGGCUGGGAUGGUCUCUUGCUCCCAAUCCUCAACUACCCUCCUGACUGUGACCCAACCAUGGAGAACCCAGGUGCACCGUCUACAGGCAACUGCGGCAACCCCUCAGUCGGCAUAUUUUUCUUUGUCAUGUAUAUCAUUAUUUCCUUCCUUGUCGUAGUCAAUAUGUACAUCGCCAUCAUCUUAGAGAAUUUCAGUGUAGCGACAGAAGAGAGCGCCGACCCGCUCAGUGAAGACGACUUCGAGACCUUCUAUGAAAUCUGGGAGAAAUUCGACCCCUCCGCUUCCCAGUUCAUCACCUUCCAAAAACUGGGUGACUUUGCCGACACCCUGGAGCACCCUUUCCGCGUUCCCAAACCCAACACCAUCGAGCUGAUCGCAAUGGACAUGCCCAUGGUCAGCGGCGACCGCAUCCACUGCCUGGACAUCCUGUUUGCCUUCACCAAGCGUGUGCUGGGCGACAGUGGGGAGCUGGACAUGCUACGCACACAGAUGGAGGAGCGCUUCGUGGCGGCUAACCCGUCCAAGGUCUCAUACGAGCCCAUCACUUCUACACUGCGCCGGCGCCAGGAGGACGUAUCCGCACGGUGCAUCCAGAAAGCCUACCGCGCUCACCUGCUUAAACGGGGCUUCAUCUGCAAGCGCAGGCCCAAGACCAAGCUGGAGAAUGGUGGGACCAACAACGAGGAGAAGAAAGAGAGCACACCCUCCACCGCCUCUCUUCCCUCGUACGACAGCGUGACCAAACCUGACAAGGAGAAACAGGAGGAGAACGAGGGAGAGAGGAAAGAGAAGGACAGAAACCAAAAAGAUGAGCGUGAAUCGAAGUGUUAGUUAGGGUUCAGUGACUGUCAUUAGCAAAUUAAGACACACAACGAGAACAGACUCUGAGCCCAACAAACAGACAACUGUAUAAAAAGAUCAUUUGCAAGUAAAAAAAAAAAAUGUACGAAAACUAUAUAAAAAAACAAUUGUUUACGGACUUAAAUACAAUACAAAAUGAAGGAUCGAGAUUCGUCGUUGGAUACUUAGGGUCGGUUGAAGAAAACCACCGAUGGCGAUGUACAUGUUGCCCACGAUAAGGAUUUAGUUAGGACACCAUCAUUAUCACAAAAGGAUUUUACUGCCUAAUGAUGAAUUUCUUCUUUAUAUCUUGGAAAUAAUGUGAGGAAGAACCAUGAUAAUAUAAAUAAUUAUCAAUAAUAACUCAAUAAUAAUAAAAGUGUGUUCUCAUUGACAUACUACAUAUUACAUAUAUGUUGGGUAUUGUCGGGAAAAAAAGGGACAGAAACCCUUGCAAACAAAAUGGAGGGAGAUUUAUUGGAGCAAAUAGUCUCUGACUGCCACCACCCUGUGUGGACGAGCCCCUGCAGCGAAAGGUCCACCACUAUGGGAGCACCCCAGGAGUGGAACGGAACGGAACACUUACAGAACCCUCUAGAACUGUUCUACUACGCAGUCUGACUGGGACUCUGGAACAUCCAGUUCCUGUACUGUCCUUGUUAUCAAGGAAACGCAUACAAUAAUCAACGUCUAAGCAAGUUUUAAAUACAAAGAAUGAGAGAUUAGAGAAAGAAGGGAAAACCCCCCAGAACAGUAGACAAAGGGUUUUUACUUUUCGUUUGUUUGUGCUGAAUAUACUUGCGUCUUUACAUUAUUUGAGCAGCAAAAGAAAGACAGAACAAAUAACGUUUUAGCCCCAUGUCACACUUGCCUCUUCUCAUCUUCUCUCUCUUUGUUAUACUGACAUAAUGGAAAAUACAUUUUCUACAUGGGCUUUCACACUGUCACACUGGGUAGGGGGCAUUAGUCAGCGUUUUGACUUGGGCUGAAGAAGGGCGGGGACUCGCUCUGACCGACCGAGUCUCAGAUAACUAAUAAUUAUUGUGCUCGUUCAAUGCAUAGAAAUGACUUGCAUGAAGGCAUGUUUUGAUCAGGAAUCAUGCAUGACGUAAUCAUAGUCCACAAGACACGAAUUCUCUGACCACUACAAUGGCUUGACCAUACGUUUGAGGCCGUCCACUGGAAAAUGUAUACGAGAAAUAUAACUGGAAAAUGAUUUAUAUAUAUAUAUAUAUAUAUAUAUAUAUAUAUAUACAUCUAUAUAUACAAUAUUGAAGGAAUAAAGUGGUAUGACCUACCCUUUACUAUAAUGUUGCUUUUCAACUGCCAGACCAAUCUUUUUAUGAAGCCCGUUGGGAUUUUAACAGGGGAUGUAGUGAGGCACUCAGAGGCAAAGCUUUAUUCAGGCACAUUUAUGAAAAAUAGAAACUAGAAGGGUUUUCUGCUGCUCUGUUUGUGCUGAGAGGGAUAGGGAAAGUUGCUGCUGAGUUGUACCAAGAGUAUAUCUUCAGGAUGAGGAUGCACAGAUUUAGAAAAAACAACUUUUCAGACCAUUCUAAGGAAACCAAAUCUGGGGCUUAGCAACAUACCUUGAUUUACCUUUUGACAUCCAACGGUUACCACCCUUGCCUGUGUUACUAUGGUUACCAGUCUUAGCUGUGUUUACUACGGCUACUCCCCUUACCUGUGGUCUCCAACCAACUCCGUCUUGUUGUUGUUGCUGUGGCAGUACGAACAGGCAAUGUUUGAUGCCAUAUCCUGUAUAGCCAUAUCCUUUACAGAUUUGUGUGUAGCGAGCUCAAGUGUCAGUUGACAUGUUUAAUUCUCCUCCAAUGCUUUGUCUAUCUGUGGACAGAGAAGAGAGAGUGUCAUCUGUAGGGGGAGAAGUAACCGAUUUUGAAACAGCUGUUUGAAAUGUACUAAAGAUAUAGCGAUGCUUCCAUAGAUUCGUUCUUCUUUUCCUAUCUGUUCCGUCCACUUCUGUCCUCUUGUCACUGAGUUUAGUUCCCUAUUAGAAUAUUGUUCACUGUGACCCAGUGGUACAUCGAUGGCCUUUUCCAGACACUUUGAGUUGCCAGCUCUGAAGUAAAUAGAUGUACCUUCUCUGAAUCUGAUGUCCUUCUUGCAGUGCAAUCAUUCUCAGAAGAAAGCUCGAAUUUUCGAGCAGUGAGAAUGUAUGUGGCGUAGCCUUCUAUAAAGCAGCACAAGAUGCAUACUAUAGAAGUAACAUAGAGGACAGAUAGAGGUUACAUAGAGCAGAUGCAGCAAGACGUGCUCAGUCACUCCUGGCAUGAUGUGCUGUAGGACUAAAAGACGGUCAGCCAUGGAAGGUUUGUAAGAGAAUAAAAACGGAUCUGAUUUGAUAGGCUUAAUUAGGGAGGUGGAGGAUGGUAUAACAAUGGACCAAUGGAGAGACUCGACAGAUCCUCUCCCGGACCCUCCACAGUUUCUAGACUGACUGCCAUGAAUGAAAAUGAUCAGAGAAAGUCAAGACGGCGAGCCAGAGCAGCAGGGAGAAUAGUGAUUUUGUCUUCUUAGGAGUGAGUGCUGAAAGUCCCAUGUUUGUCAGUGUAUCAUUGCGCUUUGUGGGACCGCUUCAACACUGUUUGUAGUGUAUGGAUGUUGGACCCAGGCUUGCAUCACCAUGUCAUAUGCUAGCAGGCUAUUCUUUUAUUGGUCACCUGCUGUAUGUUUGAUAAAUGAAAAAUCUGCCUGGGGGUAAGCUCAAAGUGGCGUGAACCGUCCAACCGUAGUUUCUCACAGAUAGAAGUCUCACAGACUAUCAGAUAGGCCUUGUAUGAUCAACUCGUAUCAACUCAUGGUAAGUUGAUUCAUGGUUCACAGUAGAAUCGUGCCUUUAAGAACACGUGAGGCGUUUUCAAAGGCAGUUUGAAGCUACUACGACUCAGAUGAAACAAGAUGAGAGCGCGAGCGCUAGGCCAGGCCAGGCCAGCGUAGGCCGGACCAACGAUACGAGUCAGAUCUCUGUGAGUGACAGGCAGGUUAGACAAGAUGAGACAUAAUAUUAACACUUCCUCUUUAAGGUGUCUGCUGUUUUUUUUUACACAGGCGUGAUGGUCGGUCCUCUAUACGAACAAACAAACAAACGGAUGCCUGGUCGAACAACGACCUGGUAUCUACAGACACACCACUAAAGCCAUUGUGGUGUGUUGAUUGAACACUGCCUGUACCCGUACCUGAUAUCCCCAUGUCCUGUCUAUUAUAAUACUAUCUAGAGGACUGUUUACAAUAUGAAGACAUGUCUCCAGAUAACGUCCGUCUGUUUGGCUGCUGCACACUUAAAACCAAAUACAUUCCCGAUUGAUCGUUCACUGACGAUACAACCAUAAGAGCAAACAAUGCCAUCCAAUUUUAACCCGUGUUCAUUUUGGAUGUGAUGUUUUAGAUGAGUGAUGCAUUGAUCAUUGAACUUACUUGGAGAGAAAAAAAAAUGAACAAAAACAAGAAAUAUAUGUACAGUGCAGGCUAUGGUGGCACAAUCACUGAAAAGGAAGGAACUUUUUGAGAGAAACUAUAAAUAAUGUACUAUAUUCUUUUAUUUUAUCGGCAUGCUUUGUUGUGUUUUUUGUAAAUACGGAGUUUUAAAAAGUUACCACUAAUAAUGUAAAAUGAAACAAUAACAGUAUAGAAUGGCUUCCAGCUAUGCCCUUUGUCACAUUUGUUACCUUUUGGAUUUUUUGAGACACUUUUCACUUUGUUGACGGAAAUUGAAUGAAAUAUAGAUAUUAUAUAAUACAAAAAUAUAUAUACAUGUAUACAUAUAUAUGUCUAUAUGUAUAUACAUAUUACAAAAGAACACUGUUUGUUUGUCACAUUUGAUUUAUGUGCAACAUGUUCAGUGGCUGUCUAAAACUGGUUGGUUUCCAGCACCCUACUGUAUGUGUUGGGGAAUAGCUCAUACAAUGUCACUGGAGCUGCUGCCAUGGAUUGUAGCCUGAUAUGAUUAGAGGUUUAUGCUACCAGCACAUUUCUCACAUUCUCCUGCAAACGUUUCAUACUUUUUCACCUUCACUUAACAGAACACAAACACAGAAUAGACACACACACACACAUCCAAAUAAACACACAAACUUUUCACUCACCAACCUAACUAAUCAGUCAUUUGUCCCAACAAGAUGAAGUAGGUUGGAUGUGACUGCCUCUUCCAGUGAAGAUGGAGUAUGUCUAUCCCAGCCGAGGCGUAGUAGAUCUAUCUAUGGAUAGAUCCAUAGAUAGAUCCAACGCUCUAGUAUCUAUCUAUCUACACAUAAGAUCUAGCAGGCCAAUCUAUCGUUACAUGUCAAUGUAAAUGUAUCUAUCCACACCUACAGCCACAAAGCCUACUAGGAGUAACUACCCACACAUAAAUACAGCCACACAACAUCAGUACUGUUACAGUUCAACAAUUCAAUGUCUGAUCAUUUGUGCUUCAAUCGUCUCUCACUUUUACUUUGAAUGGUUUGUUUCUAAUCUAGUGUUUAACUCCACUCAUUGGCAUGUGCCUUUUUCUGCUUUUUUCUGUGAUUUUUGGGAAGAUGAUAAUACCACACUUAAAUUUUCAAAACUGUGUAAGGAGGGAACAGGUGAGGGUGGGGUGGUCGUUGAGUUGAAACGUAUGGAGCACAACAUAUAUCGGGGACUCGAGACUACAGCACGACACCGUCUGUCCGUACCAUACGGCGCAAGGAGUCAGAAAUUAUACUGCCGAGGAUCAGAUCAUCCUAACAACUAUUACAGGCGAGAAAACAAACUAACACCCCACUUCUUCCCUUCUAGAUAGGCUUCAACAAUGUGAUGUUACCUAACAAAACAGCUCAAACUCAAAAUGUUAUGUUUCUUGUGCUUAUGUGUGUCACCCACUUCUAUCGCUUGUGAAAAAGCAGCUUGCCUUCUAUAUUUCUGUUCUUUCCAUCUGAAAUUUAUUUUUGUAUCAAUAUUGAAUUAAUUAAAUUACGGGACUCUGUUUUCUUUUUUUCUUUUUUUUUGGCAUGGAUUUAUUACAGGCUUUUUUCUUUUUUUGCUGAAAAAUAAUUAAAAAGUGCUUUUCAAACUGUUGUUUAUCAUUUGAACACCGUGAUAUAAAACAGGAUAUAUACAGUAUGAUGGUAGUGAUGCACAACCACUUGGACUCUUAGUAAGAACUUAUGAAAGAUUGUCUUCAUUUGAGCACGAACCUUUUUAUUACCAAUAAAGCAGCCUUCCAGUUA